AUGAAUCAGGCGAUGAAGGAGGGAAACAUUCAGCCGAUACAGAAGGAGUGGAUCCAGCCUGCAGGAGGUCACAAUGAUCUCCUGCAUGACAGCGACGCGUGCACUGUGACCCGAUGCUACGUUGAGAUCCCGGCCAAGGGGAGGCAGAGCGUUGCGCUGAAGAGAAUCAAGAUAAGUAACUACGCUGCCUUCAACAGGUUUGAGCGUGAGAGGGACUGCCUCUCGUCCUUCUCCCAUCCCAACAUCGUGAAGCCCUUGGGGAUCCUCGAGACCGCUCCCGAGUACGGUCUGCUCCUCCCCCUGUCCUCCCAUGGCAGCCUGGCUGAGCUGCUGCACUCGGGAGGAAGCAGGCCCCUAGGGUUUGCGCUCGCCAUCGGGUUCUCACACGACAUGUGCUCGGCCCUGGAGUACCUUCACGACGCCAUGAGCUUCUUCCACAGGGACGUCAAGCCGGCCAAUGCGAUCCUGAUGGACACGGGUCACGUGCAGCUCAUUGACUUCGACCGAUCUUGCCACAUGAGCACCAAGGUGGAGGAGGAAAGGAGGAGAGGGCCGUCCGGGGGCUGGCACAAGGACUACAUGGUCGGUACCCUGGUGUACAUGGCGCCAGAGCUGCUUCGGAAGAGGCCGUUCGAGAAGGCGUCGGACGUGUACUCGAUGACUAUCACGAUGAACGAGCUUGUAACGGGAUGUAUCCCUUACUCUGACGUGCGGACUACGACGGAGCAGCUGCACACUGUGCUGGAGGCGAACUAUACGGAGAUCACCCUCACGGCUGCGAUAGUGAGCGAGCACUUAAGGCCCAAGUUGCCCGAGGAGGGGGACGGACCAUGGGUCUCCCAGUUCUGUGAGAUCGUGGCGGCCGGAUGGCAAGACAACACUUCCAAGCGCCCAGAGGUUGCAAGCUUGAGGGAAAGGUUGGAGGAGCUCGGCCGAGCUGCUGGCUUGGACCCGACCGACAUGUCGGAGAGGAUACGGAGGAUGGCAGAGUUGCGUCCGCCAGAGUGCAGGACGGAAGUUGAGAAGGAGCCGAGCAUGUCGACGUCGGCGAUUGAAGUCCUACAAGGGAAGUCACCCUACAUCCCCCACUACGAUGCCAACGUGACGGUCCACCUUGUCCCCCAACUGCCGCCCUCGGCUUUUGUCUGGGGAGGAGGAAGCUCUUCGUGCGGCAGGAGAGGUCAUGACAAGAUGGAGGACGCGCACUUUGUGCAUCAGUCCAUCGCCAUGGAGGUCGAGGCCGGGGCCCUGCAUCUGUUCGGCGUGUUCGAUGGCCAUGGCGGACCGGAAGCUGCUUCCUACUGCAAGAAGGCCUUCCCCUACGAAGUUGUCGCAGCCAUGAAGGAAAACCCCAAGAACCUGGAGGAAGCGAUGAAGACUGCCUUUCAGCGCGUGGAGGCUUCUUUCCUCUCGUGGGCGCAGGCUGCCGACAACGAUUCAGGGUGCACAGCUAUGGUGGUGGCCAUCAUGCAAGGGCCCGGAGACAAGGACGGGACGGCAGGUCUUGACAUGCUGGUGGCAAAUGCAGGAGAUUGUCGGGCCGUGCUUGCUCGUGGGGAACAGGUGCUGCAGCUUUCGAGGGACCACAACGCGUCCAACGAGGAGGAGGAGAAGAGAGUUGUGGCGGAAGGAGGGACAGUGGUUGAGACGGCGGACAAGAAGGUAGCGCAGACAGUGAAGCAUGUCGACUUCGGCCCCAAGCGACUGAUCUCAGAGGCGUAUGAGGCUGGCAGCGACGACAACAUCACUGCCAUUGUCGUGUACCUGAAGAAGCCGGAGUAG
Messenger RNA from Guillardia theta CCMP2712, 1782 nucleotides. RefSeq lists its product as hypothetical. The coding region runs from base 1 to 1782 and encodes 593 amino acids. Gene Ontology annotation, molecular function: cation binding; ATP binding; protein kinase activity. The record is from RefSeq and is a predicted model, not a curated record. Gene Ontology annotation, biological process: protein phosphorylation. Lineage: Eukaryota; Cryptophyceae; Pyrenomonadales; Geminigeraceae. The transcript has 6 exons.